GACUUCGAGCUGCAGCAGGUGAAGGACAGCCUCGAAGCGGUGCAGGCACAGCGCGGGCGCUGUGUCCGGCAGCUCGGUCCCAGGACUCCGCAGGAGCUCGCGGACGUGGAGUCCUUGCAAUCUCGGACAGGCUUUCUGUCGGACUUGGUCAACCGCUUUGAGGACAAGACUAUGGCGCUCGAGAAGGAGCUCAAGGAAAUGAGGGAAGACCGGGCCGUCGGUGCUGUGCGGCAAAAGCUAGCGGAGGAUGCUGCCCGCCAGAGUGCGGAAGCGCUGCAACAAAGUAAGGAAGAGGUGGAGAGCGUGAAGCUCCUGCUGCGAGACACCAAGAAAGAGCAUAACAAAAGAGUCCAGGACCUUCUCAAGCAAAUUCAGCUGGCGCGCGGCCGGCGAACAGACACCAAGUUGAAGGAGGAGCAGGAGCGACUUGAGCGGCUCCAAGAUGAGCUCCGCGAGCUGAAGGACCUGAACGGUCGUUUAGUCGAGCGCCUGGGCCACGAAAGGGCUGAGCACGCGGGGAGGUGUGAUAGUGUCGCGCUGUCGCGCCGCUAUCCGGACCGGGCAGCGACAUUGGCGCAGCCUCUGGGAAACUGGAGAUUGUCGGUCUCAUGCCGCAACCGCAAGCGCUCGGCUCUGGUUGUCCUUUCGGCGCUUGGUUUCGCUGCCAAGUUUGAGCUUUCUGUGCUGGACAAGCUAGCUAAGCCGAGGCGAACGUUUGCCGGCCUGUACGAAUGCUUCAGUGUAUGCCAACAUCCUGAGCAGCUCAUCGUGCUGGCGGAAGUCAACGACAACUUGGACCGAGACUUUGCCGGCUGGCAAAGCAACUUGAUCUAUGUGGCUCUGCAGGCACUGCGAUUGUCCCUGUACAGGAUUGGAAUGUGCCUGGCUGUACAACAAAGCCACGAGAAUUCAUCGUCUCAGUGCUUCGCGUACGGCAGCGGUGAUGGAACAGCUAUUCAACGAGUUGUAAGGCCUGUCGCGGAGAAAUUGAUGAACGGUGUCGGGUACAGCCGGGUGCAGCAGUGUUGCCAUUUUCUCCUGUACUCAACUUGGAAGUUCACCCGAAAUGCUUGCUAG
This is a messenger RNA of Symbiodinium sp. CCMP2456, 1077 nucleotides long. The record is from the annotation of a GenBank genome assembly. NCBI's taxonomy places the organism in Eukaryota, Dinophyceae, Suessiales, Symbiodiniaceae.